Copidosoma floridanum is the source of this 834-nucleotide messenger RNA. RefSeq lists its product as uncharacterized. NCBI's taxonomy places the organism in Eukaryota, Metazoa, Arthropoda, Insecta, Hymenoptera, Encyrtidae. The record is from RefSeq and is a predicted model, not a curated record.
AUGGAGUUGGUCAUCCUCGCCAGGCAGAGAGGGUUCGGGGAAAACUUUCGCCUGAGCGUUGCAGGUGAGGUAAUCUGCUCGAGACUGGUGGUGCGCUACCUUGGAAUGUGGAUUGAUUCACAACUCACAUUCGGGGAGCACAUCAGGAGAGCAGCCGAUGAAGCCGCUGGGGUCUCUAGGAUGCUUUUACGGUUAAUGCCGAAUGUUGGAGGUCCGCGGGAAGUUAAAAGGCGGCUCCUUGCGUCGGUCUUCAACUCGAUCCUGCUGUAUGGCACGGAGGUAUGGGUUGAUGCAUUCGCGAGGAAGGAUGUCCGAGAGCGCUUAACUUUGGUUCAGCGUAUCGGGUCCAUUAGAAUCGCAUUUUCCUACCGCACGGUCUCCUCUGCUGCUGCUAUUGUGAUAGCACAAACGAUUUUCGUCGUGUUGCUUGCGCGGGAGCGGCGAAGGAAAUUUCUGGGCUCCAGCGACGAAAGUGAUAGCGACAGGCACGAAGAAACGUUGAUGACGUGGCAACAGGAAUGGGGUCAGAGUGUUGUGGGUAGAUGGAUGCAAUGCCUGCUUCCGCACCUACGGCCAUGGGAAGAAAGAGGGCAUGGAGAGGUAAACUAUCACCUCACCCAGUUUCUCUUUGGGCUUGGUCAGUUCGAUGCCUAUCUCCACCACAUGGCGGUGAAGGCAUUACCUAGGUGUUCUUACUGCCCUGCUUUGGAUGAUACCUUCGAAUAUACGUUUUUCGUGUGUGAGAGAUGGCACCGUGAGCGCCAGCAGCUGGUGGACAAGAUCAGCGUGGCACCCACUUCUGAAACUAUUAUCUUGGAGAUGCUAAGCAGCUAA